Molecule: messenger RNA, 2336 nt
Organism: Chelmon rostratus (copperband butterflyfish)
Lineage: Eukaryota; Metazoa; Chordata; Actinopteri; Chaetodontiformes; Chaetodontidae
Gene: cpsf4
Product: cleavage and polyadenylation specific factor 4
Exons: 8
Coding region: 305-1105 (266 amino acids)
Molecular function (GO): zinc ion binding; RNA binding
Source: RefSeq, a predicted model, not a curated record
GGUCGGUCUGCGCGCCUCAAGUCAAUCCAGAGAGAACAAGGAGCUGUCCGUGACAAACUGAAAGUUACAGAUCGACCAAUAUUCAGGGAUUUUCUUUAAAACAUUCCCGUAAAGCUACAGAGAGCACUAUCUGUUGUGGUUUCUCACCAGGGAGCUUUUUGUUUAAGCUUGUCGGUUAGCCCAGCUAGCCUCGUUAGCCACUUUAGCUGGCUGAUGAAGAAAUUACCAGCUAACCAGCUCCACUCCAUGCUUGCUAACUGAAACUUAGAUUUGUUUGAUCGGAGGACCGCAAACUAACGCAGACAUGCAGGACAUACUGGCUAACGUGGAUCAUAUCAAGUUUGACCUGGAAAUCGCUGUGCAGCAGCAGCUUGGCGCACAGCCUCUGCCCUUCCCCGGCAUGGACAAGUCCGGAUCUGCUGUGUGUGAGUUCUUCAUGAGAGCAGCUUGUGUUAAAGGUGGGAUGUGUCCGUUCCGUCACAUCAGUGGAGAGAAGACGGUGGUGUGUAAGCACUGGCUCAGAGGACUGUGUAAGAAGGGAGACCAGUGCGAGUUCCUCCAUGAAUACGACAUGACCAAGAUGCCUGAAUGCUACUUCUACUCCAAGUUUGGCGAGUGCAGCAACAAGGAAUGUCCAUUCCUGCACAUCGAUCCCGAGUCCAAGAUCAAAGACUGUCCCUGGUAUGACCGAGGCUUCUGCAAACACGGUCCUGACUGCAGACACAGACACACAAGAAGGGUGAUCUGUGUGAAUUACCUGGUGGGCUUCUGUCCAGAAGGAAAAUCCUGUAAAUUUAUGCACCCUCGUUUUGAAUUGCCUAUGGGAGCUUCUGAACAGCCUCCUCUUCCACAGCAAACCCUGAACCAGACAAAGCCUGUGCCCACCAUCGGCCGCUCGUCGCUCUCUCUAAUCCAGCUGACCAACUCCAGUCCAGGCCAGCGGCCGCAGAACCACGCACCGAUGUCUGCUGCUCAGCAAAAUAACACGAUUGGCAACAGAGGGCCUCGGCCACUGGACCAGGUCACCUGCUACAAGUGUGGUGAGAAGGGCCACUAUGCCAACAAAUGUACUAAAGGCCAUCUCGCCUUCCUGAGUGGACAGUAACCUUCAUCCUUGAGGUCACCGCAGUGCUGUAGCUCAGCCACUCCCACGUGGGCAGAGGAGAGGAAGCCCCUUUGCUCCACAGGCUGAAAGACUUUAACUGCCAUUGUUGUGUGUGUCACUACAGACACUGGCAGAAGGAAAGAUAAACAAAGCUACAAUUUGUAAUUUCUGCCCACCGUGGAUGCAUAAAAAAAAGGGGGGGGGUCACAGUCUGUGUGGCUGUGGUUGAAUGACUUGUGGGCUAGUCUGCAUAGUUUUCUACAAUGUUUGUACUUUUCAGCACACUGAAUAUUUAAAUGUACAUCACACCCAGGGUCCAACAGAGGUGCAGUGCAGGAACAUGGUGCUGCUUCUUACAGGAUAUUCACAUUCACUCUGGUCAUGUGACUGCAUCAGUGACACCAAACCAGUGCUUCAAUUCUGCUAAUUCUAGUAAGUCUUGACAGUGUAAAUUAAAUAAAAAAAGUGAUAAAUGCCAGUGGGAAUGUAAAUUAAUGCUGUAAUCAAUCUGGUAGAAUUAAUCAGAACCCAAAUCCAUCCUACAAUGGUUUGGAUUGUUCAUUUUAAACUCUGGAAGUUGUUCAUUAUUUACCAGUUGUGCAUUGAGGCCCUGUAUUAAAUCUCAAUACACAUUAUUCAAUUUUUACUGAAGAGGAUGUGAGGGGGUACAGCAGUUUAGCUCAGAAUUGCAAGGUAUCUGAGAGGAUGCAUUUCAUGGUUUUGGACAGUCAGAGGAAACAGUCUGAACAUAUUCUCUUAAUCUGCACAGUGUGUACAAUAAAUGGUUCUUGUUAGAGAUUAACCUGUUAUGUACCUGAUACUUUCAUGUCACUACAACACCGAGCUAGCCUCAGUUUAUGAUGUGUUAUACGAAGGUGACACAACUCUAUGGAUUAUAUAGCCUACUAUAAACCUGAUAGCUGAGAAUUCUAACUUAACAGCUGAAUUGUAAAAGCAAACACAUGAUACCCAACAAUAAAUCUUUAUAUUGUUUAUUGGUCACAACAGUCACAUAUUCAACACAACAGAGAGCUGAGAGUAGAAAGCGCAGGGAGAACAAAGAGAUUCAAGUUCAACCCCUGAAGGUCUGAUGGCUGCUGAAGGGCCUUAGUGGUACUUCCUCCAGCGAUCAUGUUCUGGAAGAGAAGAUCCAGAAAUCAAAUGUAAGUCUGUUCUUCACAUUAGUGAGGUACUGAAGCUAGUUUGACACACACCGGAGUUAAAAACUAAA